AUGGCCAUUGUGUGCGUUAAUCAGAUGCUUUCUGAUAUAGAUGUUGACGCUUCUGCACUUUAUUCUCGAACUAUUUCUGUAGAUGGGCUGCCAGACACCAUGAAAGACGGCGUCCUCUUUACCUGGGCCAAAUAUUUAUUCAAUAAAGAAGAUCAAAGCGCAAUCAACCACGCGCUACCAUUCUUGCUUUCGCUAAAAACUGCAACCAUGGAUGAGAACAGAUACCUGAUUAGGCUACGGUACCGUUUCUCCAGAGGGGUACCUUUGGAGGCAGUUGUAGCACAUCAUAUCAAAUUAGGAACCUAUGUGAGUGAGGACAUCAUCGUGUAUCUGGCUCGCGUGGUCUUAGCUGAUAUGAGCAUCGGGAUGGAGUACAAUCUUCUCUACGGAUUAAGCCAAAAAGCUGUUCUAGUAGAUCAGAACUUUGAUAAAUUCAUAUACACCGUCUACGCCCCUGUCAGCAUCGUUAGUGAAGGUGCUUCAAGUACCAAAGAUCAUAAUUCAAUUGUCAAUCCAAUCACCAAAAAGCAAUUAAUAGAAUAUAGUGUAUCAAAUUUAGGGGCCUUGUUAUUCGAACUUUGCACUCUAUCGUCGAAAGGCACAGCUGAGCAUACCUUAGACCCGACGAUUCUUCUGGAGUGUACCGAUAGAUUGUGUGGCUGUGGAUACUCCAGAGUCCUGGCGACAUUUAUUAUUAGCUGUCUUACCUUUCCGCAUUCUAUUGAUUUGGCCGGGACAACCUCGGGGUUUUCUUUCAGUUCUUUUGGAGAUGCCAUAUCAGCAAUAGAUGCCGUCACGAAGACAGCUGCCCGUGGCACAGCUUGCAGUACAGAUGAGUCUUUUCCUGAUACAGCACACAGAACGAUACCUACAACUUUAUGUUCAGAACCUGGUGCUGCACAAUCUGACAAUAGUGAGCAGAGCCGUGAACAGGAGCGAAGUGUGAUUCAGAGCCUGAUAGCCUCCCAGAGCAUUAAGUGCCUUGCAGAACACGUUACAACAGAAUCUGGGGCCUCAAUACUGUCAUCUAUCUUAGAAGAUAAGUUAAUUUUAGCCAAAAAACAAUAUACACCAGAGUUGGCGACUAUCGUUCAAGCAUGUGUCACAGAUAGAGACCUCUGUAUCCGCGUCAACGCGAGGAAUCCUGAUCUGUCACCAAUCAGAACGUACUUAAUUUCUGCAGCACAGAAAGGUGACGUUAAAGCACUCUUGAAAAACUAUAAUGAAAUAGGGUUUAUCUAUGGAAAAUACACGGCCCUGAUGGAGGCUGCUCGAAGAAACAAUCUCCACGUGAUCCCCUUCCUACUAGGUGAGCUGGGAUGCGUUAACACUACUGGCCAAACUGCGCUGAUGCUGGCAGCACACUUUAACAACGUUGAAGCUGUAAAGCUCCUUCUCAUGGAAGCAGGCAUUGCUGACAAUUGGGGGACAACUGCUCUAAUGAUGGCAUGCAUGAGGGGCCACGACACGAUAGUGGAACUCUUGCUACCAGAGAGUCGAAGGCAGGACGAAUGGGGCAACACAGCCAUGAUAUACGCAGCCCAGAACGGGCACCUGGAUUGCGUCAAGCUGCUACUUUCAAGAGAAAUCAAGAUGGUUACCAAAAUUUCAAGCACUGCACUUUCGCAAGCCAUGAUGUGUGGUCACAAGGAUUGUGCAUGUGUACUGCAGGCAGAAGAGCAGAUGUCCAAUAUUACUCCCUUAAUGCGCUCUGUCUUCUUCAACGAGUGUGAAGGGGCGUUAGCUCAAAGUAUCAAAGAGUGUGCAGACACUGUUUCCUAUGCAAACAAGGCGGGCUUUACAGCGAUAAUGUUUGCCGCUGCAGGCCACAACUGGGAUGCUGUGAAUCUCCUCUUGCCAUAUGAGGCACAGCACUCACCAGACUUGGCUGGUCUUUACACUAAGAACGUAGAUGAAGCAGCCUGUAGUUUCUUUUCAGAGGCUGUGCAAGGGAGAUACAUCCAUCUGGUCUUUGUCUUUGCAACUUAUUUGCACUACCUUCUUGAGCACGGAAAGAUAGAUGCGUUCAAGCAGAAGUGCGACUCUGGCAUCUUGCAUGCAUGGUCGGGCAUACCAGUUCUGCACCGCACAGGCCUAAUGGAAUGUGCAAAGCGUGGGGAUGUAAUAGGGGUACGGGCAUCUCGAGAAGACUAUUGUAAGGUUUUUGACGGCUACACGGCCCUGAUGUUAGGAAUCAUCAAUCGUAUGGCAAUUUGCUCUCGUCUGUUACUUGUGGAAAUGGGGAUCCAGGGAGCUGAGGGAAUGACGGCACUUAUGCAUGCAGUAGACAGCGGGCAAGUAGAUCUUGUUUCUCUCUUACUCGCAGAAGCACCAAUCAAGAAUGCAGCUGGGGACACAGCCCUUGAUAUAGCCAGGCGGCGAGCAAAGAGUCACCCUCCAGACUCACCCUAUAAUCAAUGCGUCUCCAUGCUGCUCAGUUUUCAGUGGUAG
This is a messenger RNA of Giardia duodenalis, 2451 nucleotides long. RefSeq names its product Ankyrin repeat protein 1. Gene Ontology annotation, molecular function: protein binding. Bases 1 to 2451 code for a protein of 816 amino acids. The transcript has a single exon. NCBI's taxonomy places the organism in Eukaryota, Fornicata, Diplomonadida, Hexamitidae. The record is from RefSeq and is a predicted model, not a curated record.